AAUCCCUUGAAAACCCCAAAACCCUCCCUCUCUCACACACACAGAAACACACACAUAAUAUAGCAAAGAUGAUGAAGGCUUCGCUGAAUGGAAAAUACGACACCGAGAAGAGCGGCGCUGCCGGCACUUUUGCCGUCAAUGCCGGCGAUGUCAAGCUGCGAGCCUCAAUGUCCGACGCCACUUUCCUCGAUGGCUCUUCCUUGAACAGCCUCUCUCUCUCCGUAGAGAAGCCCGGUUCGUUCGUCAUCGACUACAACGUCCCCAAAAAGGAUGUUCGGUUUCAAUUCAUGAACACGGUUAGUGUUAUGGAUAAACCGUUGAAUUUGACUUACACUCACGGGAAGGGUGAGAACCGGGUUGUGAUGGACGGGACUCUUGUGGUCGAUCCGGCUAACAAGCUCUCCGGUAGUUACGAGUUCAAUUCUGGGAAUUGCAAGGUGAAGUACAGUUAUAUGCAUAGAGGAGGGACGACAUUCGAGCCGUGCUAUGAUUUUGCAAAGAAUUCAUGGGACUUUGCAGUGUCUCAGAAGGUUUAUGAUGAUGAUAUGUUAAGGGCUUCAUAUCAGACGUCGAGCAGGGUUUUGGGAUUGGAAUGGUCGAGGAAUUCCAAGUUUAAUGGAACCUUCAAGAUGUCCGCGUCUGUCAAUUUGAAUGAGGAACCAAAGAUGCCGAAAUUAAGUGCUGAGAGUACAUGGAAUUUUGAGAUGUAAUUUUUCACUCGUUUCACUUUUGAGACUGUUCUGCAGAACAGAGAAGUAGGUACCUGCCUCCCUCAAUGGUUUUGUACCUCAUGAAUACAGGCUCUUCUGUUCGGCUUAUGAGUUUGGGACUCCAAACCAUUUUUCCAUACUUAACUGAUUUAAAGAAAACAAGUAUAAAUCUAGAAAUGUCUUUCUAAUUACAUUUUUGGCUGAACAGAGUUUUCAUUUCCAUGUUCUAUGUAGAGUGAUUGUUAUGUUUUUUUGGGGUUAAGUAAAUUAAUUAUUAUGUUUUCUUUCGAA
Molecule: messenger RNA, 1001 nt
Organism: Cornus florida
Lineage: Eukaryota; Viridiplantae; Streptophyta; Magnoliopsida; Cornales; Cornaceae
Product: outer envelope pore protein 24, chloroplastic-like
Exons: 3
Coding region: 69-710 (213 amino acids)
Biological process (GO): regulation of monoatomic ion transmembrane transport
Molecular function (GO): voltage-gated monoatomic cation channel activity
Source: RefSeq, a predicted model, not a curated record